CACAUAAGUCCGUGUUUAUUUGGAUAACAAAUUUGUUUAAAUUCCGAAUUUUAUAUUUAACUUUUACUCGAUACUAAAUACAACCAAUGAUAAGAAUGGAAAUAGUUUAAGUAAUUCCGAUGUUCAGAGACCCAUUUGUCGAUAUCCGAUGGAGUGUAAGCAGAGCGAUAGUAAGAAAUUAUUUAAAGUUUUUGACGCAUCCAAACGCAAGCGGACGAGGAAAAAGCGUGAGGGAAUCGAUGACAGCCACUCUCUAGCAACGGAUGAGUCGAAUGGUGUAUGCCACGGUAACGGGUGUCGAAUAUCGUCAGCUAAAGCGAGCCUACAGGACAUCCCUCCAGCUGCAGAUUGUGAUGGGCUUCAAGACAUUGGCAAUAACAGAGAAAGAGACAGCAGUCCUUCAAUGCAACGCUCUCCCGUUGAUAUGCGUCGGUCUUCCCGAUCACCACGCCGAAGUCGACGCAUUGCGCGAGAAGGCAUUUCUCUGGCACUCAAAGCCGGUCUAGUAUCAACACCUCGGUCUAUUUCUCCAGCUGCACAGGACGGUGAGGAUGCAAUUGAAACAAUUCCCCAGGAUCAAGAUUCUUUCAUCUACGCCUUUUUAGAGGAAGCCAUAAAACGGGAUAAAAAGAAGCAUCGCCACGCACGACGAUAUGAGGAAAGUCAUGCAAAUCGUAAUCGAGACAUUUCCGUCACAAAAGACUGUCACAAACACCAUCGAAAACAUAGAGAUGAGCACAGAGAAGCAGAAAAGGCCACAAAAGAAAAUCGUCCAGUGGUAGACCAAGCAGCUUUAUUCGAAACAUUUGCAAAGUUGUGUGCUCAGAUGAAUGAAAAGACCGCGCACCACCAAAAUGUUACUCAAGUUCCACGAUCCCAUAGUCAUAAAUCAUUACAAUGUGAAGCGAUAUCGAGGCGUGCUUCUGUCGACGUCGAUCAACAACCAGAACGUCUCAAAAGUCGCGAUCAUUCUAAAGGCCGUAGUUCACCAUCAAAAAUACGCAGCUAUGAGAAUUUUAAGAGUAGACUCCACAGCCGCGAGAAUAUUGCAGCCCCAACUGAUAAUCGAAAAGAAAAGUAUGCAUCUUACCCCUACAAUAAUCAAGAACCAAGAUAUGUAAGCAAAGUCAACGUGAUGAGAAAUCACGAAGAGGAGGGACAUCGUGAAUACCCUCCUGAAAGAACAGUAACUCGGAGUUGUGUUAACGGAUGUUAUAGGCAGCCUGAACCAGAUAGAAGAGACAGAGAUUACGAUGAGCGUAGAGAUCCUCGAAGGUAUGAAGACAGGAGAAGAUUAUGCGAACAGAAAACUAGUAGAAGCUUCGAUAUGCGAAGGGAUUCAUUUGUUGAAGAUGAUAUGUACUAUCGUAGAACGGCUAGGAGUGACGGGAUAAAGGAUAAGACCCUGGAUGGUAGAGAAUAUAGGGAUAGAAGAUAUUACGACAGGAGUAAUAGAGACAAAUACUAUGAAGAUAAAGAACGGCCGAGAAAUCUCUCUAACUUGCCUAGUAAAGACCGUCGUUCCAAGCGGAAUCUGGAGCGUUUUGAUAGAAUGUCGGUAGUAUCAAGAGAUGAGGAUUAUAAAGAUCGAGAGAGAUACUCUGAAAGAGAAAGGGAUUCAGUUCUCAGUGUAGCAGAUGGCGAAACUAGUACAGUGAGCGAGAAAAGCAACUAUUUGCGAGUUGUUAAGCAAGAAAUAUCCGAGCAACGGGAGGCCAUGGACAAAAUGAUGAAACUGUGGAAAGAAUUGAUGCGGUGCUUUAAAGAUAUCUCCCAGACUCAAGGUCGAGACAAAACUGUUAAUGACUCUGCCAAUAAUGCACGGGAAUCUGCAGCCGCGCAGCUUCGUUUAUGGCGUGAGUGCAUGCGUCGCUACGAGACUGUUGCACGAGACGUUGGCGAUACUGAUGCUAGACUUAUGGAGGAGAUAAAUAAACAGCGAUCUGAAAUGUCCGAAAUGGCGACCAUGUGGCAAGAGUGUCUGCAGAGAUAUAGAGACAUGAGCAAUGAUUUCAACAGCCUUAAGCAGAAGUUGGCGACAUCAGAAAGUCCCACUCGGCCUCCGGCGCCUCCCCUGGCGUGUGCAGAAGGUGAAGGGCCGCUCGCAGCGCCCUACCGAUUACCCCACAACUACCCACUUAUGCCUCCGAUGCAUCCCGGCUACGGCAACGCGGCGUCACCUCUGAGGAGCCGAGCGUCAGCGCCGCCAGCUUGGUGGUGGGCUAAUGAGAACGCGCAGCACUCUGGACGCAGACGAUCGUCACCGGAGUCGCACGGCUCCCGGGAGAGACGCAAUCGACAUAAGACCAGGGAUCGAGAUGAUUCGAGAUAUAAAGAAAAGUCGUCAAAAUCGAAUGGAGCCCGAUCUGAUCAUAGGCACAGAAAAAGAUAACGCAACAAACAUGUCUGCAAAAACUUUUAUAAAUUAUUGUGCGCUUUAUUAUAAAAUCCGUGCUUAGUUAAAUGUCUGUACAAAGCAA
Molecule: messenger RNA, 2480 nt
Organism: Pararge aegeria (speckled wood butterfly)
Lineage: Eukaryota; Metazoa; Arthropoda; Insecta; Lepidoptera; Nymphalidae
Product: zinc finger CCCH domain-containing protein 13-like
Exons: 14
Coding region: 149-2392 (747 amino acids)
Source: RefSeq, a predicted model, not a curated record